AUGGCCAACUUCGAGGAUUGGGUGUCGGAGGAGGAGAAGGUAUGCAUAGCUGCUAAAUUCAUCACUCACACAUCCCCAGGGGAAUUUAAUGAAGUGUUCAACGAUGUCCGGCUACUACUUAAUAAUGACGGUCUCCUCAGGGAAGGGGCAGCACAUGUACUUGCCCAGUAUAACAUGGGUCAAUUCAUGCCUGUGAAGAUAGAAGGAUAUGAAGAUCAGGUCUUAAUUACAGAACACGGUGACCUGGGUAAUAGCAGAUUUUUAGAUCCGAGAAACAAAAUUUCCUUUAAGUUUGAUCACUUACGGAAAGAAGCAAGUGACCCUCAGCCAGAGGAAGUAGAUGGAGGUCUGAAGUCUUGGAGAGAAUCCUGUGACAGUGCUUUAAGGGUCUGUGUGAAAGAUCAUUAUUCCAACAACUUCUGUUCUGUUCAUGCUAAAACUAUAGAUGGGCAACAGACUGUUAUUGAAGAAAUGGCAUCCAUGUAUGCCAUCUGUAUUGAAAGCCACCAGUUUCAGCCUAAAAACUUCUGGAAUGGUCGUUGGAGAUCAGAAUGGAAGUUCACCAUCACACCCUCUACAGCCCAAGUGGUUGGAGUACUUAAGAUUCAGGCUCACUGUUAUGAAGAUGGCAAUGUUCAGUUGGUUAGUCAUAAAGAUGUACAGGAUUCAGUAACUGUUUUGAAUGAAGUCCAAACUGCCAAGGAGUUUAUUAAAAUCAUAGAGCAUGCAGAAAAUGAGUAUCAGACAGCAAUUAGUGAAAACUAUCAAACAAUGUCAGACACCACGUUCAAGGCCUUGUGCCAGCAACUUCCAGUUACCUGCACCAAAAUCGACUGGAACAAGAUACUCAGCUACAAGAUUGGCAAAGAAAUGCAGAAUGCUUAAAGGCUGAAUGUAGGAUUCUUCAGUACAUAGAAAGAAAGGAUUCAAUGUGUGGUCAUAUGAUAAAUAAGUGAUUUAUAAACAAGAGUGAUAUUUUUCUAGGGCUUUCAAAGUUAACAGGUUUUCUAGCCUCAUGGAAUACUGUUGAACUUAUAGCAUUGUCUU
Balaenoptera acutorostrata (minke whale) is the source of this 1047-nucleotide messenger RNA. RefSeq names its product F-actin-capping protein subunit alpha-1-like. Gene Ontology annotation, cellular component: actin cortical patch; F-actin capping protein complex. Gene Ontology annotation, molecular function: actin filament binding. Gene Ontology annotation, biological process: actin cytoskeleton organization; barbed-end actin filament capping. The record is from RefSeq and is a predicted model, not a curated record. Lineage: Eukaryota; Metazoa; Chordata; Mammalia; Artiodactyla; Balaenopteridae. The transcript has a single exon. Bases 1 to 885 code for a protein of 294 amino acids.